AUGAAUCAUAAUUUGCUUUUGUCGGAAAUUCAUAUUUCAUUCCAUAUUUGCCUUCCUAUUUAUAUUGCGUUUUUAAUUUUAAUCUGUAUCUCCUUAUCACAUAGCUUUUCUGUUUUCAUUGCUUUUGUCAGUUUCUUCUCUCUUCUCUUCCGUCAAUUCCAUAGUCUUCAAGUUUCUAUCCUGCUCUUUCAAUUUCUUUCCUCUUCUUGCGCUUUCUUUUCUCACUUAUUCCUUUUAUUCUCUUAUUGUUCUCUUUCGUCUCUCUCUCAUAUGCCAUCAUUUUUCUCUUUCGUCUCUCCCUCUCUCUUAUAUGCCAUCAUUUUCUCUUUCGUCUCUCCCUCUCUCUUAUAUGCCAUCAUUUUCUCUUUCGUCACUCUCUCAUAUGCCAUCAUUUUUCUCUUUCGUCUCUCCCUCUCUCUCUCUCUCAUAUGCCAUCAUUUUUCUCUUUCGUUUCUCUCUUUUAUGCCAUCAUUGUUCUCUUCUUACUCUCAUCAUCUCUAUUUCACUUCUUACAACACUACUUUUCCUUCUUUUCUCCCCACUUAA
Molecule: messenger RNA, 546 nt
Organism: Acanthosepion pharaonis
Lineage: Eukaryota; Metazoa; Mollusca; Cephalopoda; Sepiida; Sepiidae
Source: the annotation of a GenBank genome assembly